Molecule: messenger RNA, 2287 nt
Organism: Bradysia coprophila
Lineage: Eukaryota; Metazoa; Arthropoda; Insecta; Diptera; Sciaridae
Product: P protein-like
Biological process (GO): transmembrane transport
Cellular component (GO): membrane
Source: RefSeq, a predicted model, not a curated record
UGUCAUGAUUUUUAACGUUUUGUUUUUGCGUAACUGUUUGGACUUCCCUUUUCUUAAUUUGGUGGUGACUGAAUACUAAAUAGAUACUAAAAUGAGGGCUAUCCACGAGAACCCCUUAAAACAACACCACAGCGCCACUGCCAUUCAUUUUAACGAAAAAUCAAUAUUGUUAACAAAUCGAAGACGUAUAUUUACUGGAAAAAAUAUUAAGAUCUUGGCGCUGACUAUAGUAUGGUUAACUGCAACCGUUAUUUUCAUUGUCAAACCGGAACAUCACUUAACAUAUCGCUAUUUACACAUACCGCCACAAUUCAACAAAACCGUCAGCAUCGAAGAAAGUUCAGACAACACUCGCUUAGACGUUCACUUAAAGGGAGCUUUUUCAAAAGCAUCUACGGCAUCGACACUAACAUUGUACGCUGUCGUUAAUAACGGAACAAAGCGUGUGUCGGAAUACCUAAGCUUUUCACUAGUCGACGCAAGUGUCUUUGAAACUACGGAUCCCACGCAUAUAUCCGAAGUAAUAACAUUGUCAGAAAGCUUAUCGGCGAAUGAAAGGGCCGAUCUCAAAUUAUCUCUAAGCUCAAAUUGUAACGCUACUUUUACGUUGGCAUUGGCAUACGCAACUAAACCGAUGAGCGUUGAGGCAGGUAUUGGUAUUGGUGCCGCUGUACUUCUGGGAUUGUACAUUCUAAUAAUAUCCGAAGUUGUUGAUCGAACAUUUGCAUCUCUGAUUGUCAGCACUUUGUCGGUUGCAGCGCUAGCACUUUUUAACGAACGACCAGACCUUGAGGAGAUUUUGUCGUGGGUUGAUAUGGACACAUUGAUGUUACUGUUUGGAAUGAUGAUUUUAGUGGCCAUUACUUCAGAAACUGGAUUUUUCGAUUACAUGGCUGUCUUUGUGUUCAAGAAAACGAAAGGAAGAACCUGGCCUCUAAUUUGCAGUCUAAGCAUAGUGUCUAUGGUAUCAGCACUAGUACUGGACAGUGUGUCCACUGUUUUACUCAUGACUCCAGUGAUCAUCAGACUAUGCGAAGUGACCAAUUUGGAUCCUGUACAAGUUCUCACAAUAAUGAUUUUAGCGGUUAACAUUGGCAGUACGGCAUCACCGGUGGGCAAUCCACCGAAUGUGAUGAUCAUCAACCAUGCAUUCAUCAAAGAAUCAGGAAUCGGCUUUCUGGACUUCGUUCUCCACAUAUUGCCCGGCGUAUUGAUACUAACCGUUCAGUCAUUUAUGCACCUUCGGUAUUUUACAUUCAGACAAAUGGCAACCCUACAAAAUGCCGAACCGCUUGAAGUGUCGACUAUUAAGCAUGAACUGAAAAUGUGGCGAAAUACCGAACGUUCGAUAUCAGCCAUAUCAAAGUUUGACGACAUCAGUCGAAGUGUUAUUCAGAGCAGAGUGCUGCUGUUGAAUGAAGCGCUCGAACGUGAAUUACAGAACAGUCACGAGGGCACCGAACUGAGAAACGUUUCAUACUAUUUAUCAGGUCAUGCUCGAGCCCGUGCAUUAGAAAGUAGAGUCUUUGAUCCGAAAGACAAUGGGGAAACGAUGGACGAGGAUGAUGCACUUGAGCAGCUCACUCGUCGUCUUGAAGAACUGUACCCCAUCAAAAACAGAGAGCUUUUGAUUCAAUGUGGUAUUGCAUUCUUCGUCGUCAUCUGCUUUUUCUUUCUGCACGCUGUUCCAUACUUUGAAAAUCUGUCUUUAGGAUGGGCUUCAUUGCUAGGUGUGUGCUUACUACUUAUAAUUUCAAACAACAACGACGAUUUCAAAACAUCUCUCCUGAUGGUCGAAUGGUCGUCGUUGUUAUUUUUCGCUACCUUGUACGUGUUGAUGGAAAGUCUGACGAAAAUUGGCCUCAUUCAAUUCGUUGGAAAUCAAAUGUCGAAAUUAGUGGAAAUGGCCUCUACUGACAGCAGACACACAGCAGCCGUUCUAUUGGUGUUAUGGGUGUCCACAAUUAUCUCGGCAUUUCUUGACAACAUUCCACUCACAUCAAUGAUGACGAAAGUCGUUGCAACCUUAUCUACGUCACUAAACUUACCACCAGGUCCAAUGGUUUGGGCACUUGCGUUUGGAUGUGGAAUCGGAGGAAACGGAACUCUAAUUGCUUCAUCAUCAAAUCUGGUGUGUAUCGGAGUAGCCGAACAGCACGGUUACAAGUUUAGCUUCCUGAACUUUAUGAAAAUUGGAUUACCCCUGUUGCUUACGAAUGGCCUAGUGGUUUCGCUUUAUUUAUAUUUGCAUGUGUUAUUGGAAUGGUACAAUUAAAAUUAUCGAACU